AUGGGCUCAACAUCAACGGAAGUUCGCAGAGCUCUUGAAAUUGCCCGCGAUAGCGCAGACGGUCACAUUGAACCAAAGGCCAAUGCACUCCUUGAAUCAGCUAUUGCCGACUUAAGACGCAAACUUGAAGCCCAGCCAGACAGCUAUGUUCUCUCAGGCGACGAGUUUGCCCUGUUCAAUUUCUACCGACGGUCCAAAUUCAACGACUCGCCAUCCGCCCAGAAAAUCGCUCAAAAAGCCACAGAACGGUUUUGGAACAAUUAUCGUCAAACCUCGAAAACGUAA
This is a messenger RNA of Aspergillus chevalieri, 285 nucleotides long. RefSeq lists its product as uncharacterized. The transcript has a single exon. Bases 1 to 285 code for a protein of 94 amino acids. Lineage: Eukaryota; Fungi; Ascomycota; Eurotiomycetes; Eurotiales; Aspergillaceae. The record is from RefSeq and is a predicted model, not a curated record.